This is a messenger RNA of Gracilinanus agilis (Agile Gracile Mouse Opossum), 1865 nucleotides long. It is a transcript of the gene ANKEF1, whose product is annotated as ankyrin repeat and EF-hand domain containing 1. Gene Ontology annotation, molecular function: protein binding. Lineage: Eukaryota; Metazoa; Chordata; Mammalia; Didelphimorphia; Didelphidae. The record is from RefSeq and is a predicted model, not a curated record. The transcript has 8 exons. The coding region runs from base 105 to 1865 and encodes 586 amino acids.
GAGCUUGUGAAGAAGCAAGUCAAAUUAAAGACGUGUGCUUGAGGUUUUUGGAAAAAGGAGCUAAUCCAGAUGCAUUGAAUUCGUCUACAGGUCGAACUGCAUUAAUGGAAGCUGCAAGAGAAGGAGUGGUAGAAGUGGUUCGAGGUAUACUUGAAAGAGGAGGAGAUGUUAAUGCUUAUGACAAUGAGAGGCAACAUGCUUCACAUUUUGCUGCCAAAGGAGGCUUUUUUGAUAUACUGACGCUUAUAUCUGCUUAUAAUGGAGAUGUGGGAAUUAUUGCAAUGAAUGGAAAUACACCACUCCAUUAUGCUGCCAUGGGGGGCUAUGCAGACUGCUGUAAGUUUAUAGCGCAACGAGGAUGUGAUCUAAAAUGGAAGAACUUAGAGCACAAGACACCAAGAAAUGUUGCUAAAGACGCUGGCUUCAAGGCAGCAUCCAAAGAAAUACGCAAAGCUGAGCGGAUUGACAAAAAACUAUCCAGGCCUGGAAUCAAAAAUCCAAAUCCACGCUAUGCUGUUAGAUUACAUGACUGGAGUAAUGAACAUGAAAAAGAAGUGCGUGAGGCACUUGGUUCAGUGGAUCGUGGUGAUGGAACUGUAACUAAAGAAGACUUUGUGUCGACUCUUGCGGAAAUGCAGACAUUAGCAGACAGUGAGGAAUUGCUUAUUAUUGCUCAGCAACAUGAAAAAUUACGAGGGGCAGGUGUUAAUAUUAACGAUUUCAUUAAGGGGACCAAAUAUUUGCAAAAGACUUUUGUGUUGUCAUCCUAUGGACCCAAGAAAAAGAAGAAGGGAAGGGGUAAGAAAGCCAAGAAAGGCAAGUUUGUCCUUCCUCUUCCAGUAUGCUAUAUUCCUGACAAUGCAUUUCAACGUCGAAAGGAAGGUGGGCCACCUUAUUAUAUGAUUGAAACUUAUCACAAUCUUGCAGACUUAACUAGGUUUAAUAGAGAUGCUCCACCCAAACAUCCCAUUCAGGAUGAUUCUUUCUGGUAUAUUGAUGACCCUGGAAAAACAUACUGCAAUAUUAAUUACAUCACUAGAGCUGGAGAUCUGGCAUCCCUGAAAAAGGCCUUUGAAUCAGGAAUACCAGUGGAUAUGAAGGACAACUUUUAUAAAACUCCACUAAUGACAGCCUGUGAAUGUGGCAACUUGGACGCUGUGAAAUUUCUUCUUGAAAGGGGGGCUGAUGUUAAUGAAACAGAUAAUUUCUUGUGGACUCCACUCCAUCAUGCAUGCCAUGCAGGUCAACAAGAUAUUGUUGAACUUCUUAUUGAACAUGGAGCCAUAAUAGAUGCACCUUCAAUCAAUAACUCCACACCUUUAAUGAGAGCCAUUGAAAGCUGUAGACUGGAUACUGUACGAUAUUUAAUUGAAUUAGGUGCUAAAUUUCAGGCUACAAACAGAAAAGGACAAAAUGCAUUGGAUAUUGCCAAAGCCUAUGCGGACUACAGAAUAAUUGAGUAUAUACAAGACAAGAUGGAUCGUUUGCCAAAAACAGUAGAACCAAAAGGAAAGGGUAAACAGAAACCAUCUCCCAAGCCCAUGACUCCAGCUGGUGGUGAAGGUAAAGAAGAGGAGGUACUCCCACCAGUUUACAAUAUUCCACCCAUAAAGGAAGUAAAAACAGCCGCUAGGGAUAAUGUUGUUCAUCUCAAUUCCUUGAUUACCAGUGGAUUUACAAAGAAAGUUAACAUCACAUUCGUACCACAGAGAGUCUGGAGCCCUGAAGCUACAACUUCAGAAUUAAUCAAGAAAAGAGAAAUGCGGCGUGAGCGUUUCACUUAUGAGGUGGACUUUGAAGACUUCAUGAUGCCUUUUCAAAAGAACUACACCCAAAAAGCUCAAGCUCUUGAAGACAUUCUCUAG